AUGGAAGAAGAUAGAAAUAAAUUGCAGUCCUUGUCUGAAGCCGUGCAGAAGUUUCAAGACGAUCUCCAAGGCACCAUCGAGGCGCGCCAGAAACUUGAAGCACAGCAACAGGAGAAUAAAGCCGUCCAGAAAGAGUUCGCGACUCUGGCCGACGACACAGGUGUUUACAAACUUGUCGGUCCGGUGUUGUUAAAGCAGGACAAAACCGAGGCUGUCAAUGCAGUGGAUGGACGGCUGGAGUUCAUUGGGAAAGAAAUAUCAAGAACAGAAACCAGGAUCAAAGAGCUGCAGGAAGGAAGCGAGAAGAAAAGAGUAGAGCUUCUGCAUCUACAGCAGAAAAUGCAGCUGGCAGCACAGGAACAGGGCAGUGGUUGA
Molecule: messenger RNA, 375 nt
Organism: Rhinocladiella mackenziei CBS 650.93
Lineage: Eukaryota; Fungi; Ascomycota; Eurotiomycetes; Chaetothyriales; Herpotrichiellaceae
Exons: 2
Coding region: 1-375 (124 amino acids)
Biological process (GO): protein folding; chaperone-mediated protein complex assembly
Cellular component (GO): prefoldin complex; cytoplasm
Molecular function (GO): protein-folding chaperone binding
Source: RefSeq, a predicted model, not a curated record